This is a messenger RNA of Megalops cyprinoides (Indo-Pacific tarpon), 1723 nucleotides long. RefSeq names its product lectin, mannose-binding 2-like a (gene lman2la). The record is from RefSeq and is a predicted model, not a curated record. Gene Ontology annotation, biological process: endoplasmic reticulum organization; Golgi organization; endoplasmic reticulum to Golgi vesicle-mediated transport. The transcript has 9 exons. Gene Ontology annotation, cellular component: endoplasmic reticulum membrane; COPII-coated ER to Golgi transport vesicle; Golgi membrane. Gene Ontology annotation, molecular function: D-mannose binding. Bases 72 to 1091 code for a protein of 339 amino acids. Lineage: Eukaryota; Metazoa; Chordata; Actinopteri; Elopiformes; Megalopidae.
UGGCCGCCGCCAGGACGGAGCUGGGUGCCAGAAGCCGUAUACCGUUUUUCCAUAUAUUAUGUUAUGAGACAAUGGCUAAAAACACACGCUGGAUAUUUCUAUCUCUUCUUCUCAUAGCAAGUCCAUGCAGGAGCGACGAUGGGCACGAAAUGGAGGAGUUUCUGAAGAGGGAGCACUCGCUAACCAAACCAUACCAAGCUGUUGGCUCCUCCAGCUCCUCCCACUGGGAGCUGAUGGGCGACUCCAUGAUAACCACUGAGCAGGUGCGGCUGACGCCGGACAUGCAGAGCAAGCAGGGGGCGGUGUGGAACCGCAUCCCCUGUCACCUGAAGGACUGGGAGCUACAGGUGCACUUCAAGGUUCAUGGCCAAGGGAAGAAAAACUUGAAUGGCGAUGGACUGGCAGUGUGGUACACCAAGGAGCGCAUGCAGAAAGGCCCAGUAUUUGGAAAUAUGGACUUCUUCACUGGGCUCGGUGUGUUCGUGGACACCUACCCCAACGAGGAAAAGCACCUAGAGGCGCAGAAGAGGAGGUACACCCCUCGCACGCAGAGGAUCUUCCCUUACAUACUGGCGAUGGUGGGGAACGGCAGUCUGGGUUAUGACCAUGAGCGUGACGGGAGACCCACGGAGCUGGGCGGGUGUACCGCCAUGGUGCGCAACAUGAACCACGACACCUUCCUCUUCAUCAGAUACGUGCGCCGCAGACUGACGAUCAUGAUUGACAUCGAGGGGCAGCACGAGUGGAGGGACUGCCUGGACAUCCCGGGGGUGCACCUGCCACAGGGGUACUACUUUGGGGCCUCGGCCAUCACGGGGGACCUGUCAGAUAACCAUGACGUGAUCUCCCUGAAGCUGUACCAGCUCACGGUGCUACGCAGUAAGCAGGAGGAAGAGGAGGAGGAGGAAGUCCUCAUCCCCAGCGUGGACAACUUCGAGCUGCUCAAGAUGGACAGCGCUGAGCCCGGGAUGAGUGGAAUUGCCAUCUUCUUCACCGUCCUCUUCUCUCUCCUGGGCUGCUUCCUGCUGGUGGUCAUCGGGCUCGUACUCUACAGCCACUGGAACGAGAACAGCCGCAAGCGCUUCUACUGAGAGACAGAGAGAGAGAGAGCCGGAGGCCCCUGCUGCAGCCAGAGAGAGACUGUCAACCUGAUGCACAGAGAUACCGCAGUCAGAAUUACUGACCCAAACCUUCACUAUUGAGAGAGUGAGAGAGUGAGUGAGUAAAUGAGAGUGUGUGAGAGAGAGAGAGAGAGAAAGAGAGAGAGAGAGGCUGACAUCACUACUGCUGCCAGAGAGACUGCUAACCUGCUGCACCAAGAUACUGCAGUUAGCGUUACCGACCCAAACCCAGUCACUACUGAGAGAGUGAGAGAGAAUGUGUGAGUGAAUGGGAGAGAGUGUGAGAGAGAGACCAACACCACUACUGCAGCCAGAGAGAGACUGUUAAACGCUGCACUGAGAUACUACAGUCAGCGUUACCGACCCAAGACCAGUAACUACUGAGAAAGCGAGAGAGAGCGAGAGAGAGGAAGAGAGUCGUAUUCGACCAUUGCAACUGCACAGAAAGAAAAGCAAGUUGUGAGAUUGGUUGCCUUUUAGCUCGGCUCUGUGGAAAUCGGUGCAGGUCCCAGCAACUGAUUCUGAGACAGUGAAAGGGCAACACCAGUGCCCUUCUCCCCACACACACACACACACACACACACACACACACACACACACAC